AUGUCCGUGCAAAGAUUCGAACUCUAUCAAUUUUCCGCUGUUGAAAUUUUUUUAAAAUUAUUAAAACGACGAAUCGGUUAUUACACGAAAAAAGUUCAACAGAGCGAAACGUGCGAUCAAAUGAUUGGGCCUAACGAAAAAUUUUCUUUGCGUUUGAUUCGCAGCAAAUUGAGGAAAAGAGAAGAAAAUUCCGGGGUUCACAGAUCGAACGUCGUUCAUCCGGAAGGAGUUCUACAAGCGACCAUCGUCGGCGGAAACGGAUCCCCGCCGUCGCCGUCGCCGACGACGAUAACGACUCCGACCAGAGGGGUGGAAUACACGGGGGGUUCGGACAAUGGAAAAAUAUCACCACUCGAAGACAUAUUCAUUGCUCCGAUAUCGAAUAGGAAAAGCGUAACAAGUUGCCAUUCGGAAAAUUCAUAUGCGAAUUAUUCAACGGACUCGACGCAAUUACCAAUGUUCCUCUACUCGACGGGAAAUUCUAGAAAUUCUAUCAACAAUACCGCCAGCAAUGAUCAGGUUCGCCAUAUUUUCUUUGUUAUCAACGAAUAG
This is a messenger RNA of Pediculus humanus corporis (human body louse), 552 nucleotides long. RefSeq lists its product as uncharacterized. NCBI's taxonomy places the organism in Eukaryota, Metazoa, Arthropoda, Insecta, Psocodea, Pediculidae. The record is from RefSeq and is a predicted model, not a curated record. Bases 1 to 552 code for a protein of 183 amino acids. The transcript has 2 exons.